This is a messenger RNA of Paramuricea clavata, 4825 nucleotides long. NCBI's taxonomy places the organism in Eukaryota, Metazoa, Cnidaria, Anthozoa, Malacalcyonacea, Plexauridae. The record is from the annotation of a GenBank genome assembly.
AUGCCUUCUCGCUGCGUCGUAUACGGCUGUUCCAACCUCCCAGACCCCGAGAAAGGUAUUAGUCUUCAUAAGAUACCGUUCUAUAACGAUUCAAGACCGGAGGCUAUAAAAAGACGAAAGGUCUGGGUAGAUUUUGUGAAGAGCAAACGUGCGAAGUGGGAGCCAGGCAGUGGAAGCCAUGUAUGCUCUAAGCAUUUUAAAGCGGACGCUUUUGACAAAAUAUUGAAUUUGCCCGGACAAGCGAAUACGUUUCGACAAAAGCUAAGAAAGGAUGACCUAGGAAUUGUAUCGUUUCCAUCUAUAUUUCGUACGGAUGCGACGGAAAAACAAGUUUCAGGCAGAGCAGCCAGAGCAAUCAAACGCAAGGUGAGUAAAUAAUAGACCCAUUUAUCAAUGAACUCUUUGUUUAUAUUUUUACUUCACGCCCUUCAAUAACUUAUUCUCUUAUAAUAUUUUCAGUAUGCAUCUGGGAAUGAACCAAUCAGCCCUCAAGAACCAGGAUGUUCAUCGGAUUAUGUUGAACCUGAAGCAGAAAUGGACUUAGCUAUAGAAAUACCGAAUAUCAAUAUCGAGCGUCAUGUAAGUAGCAAAUUAGCAUUAUUUCGCGUCGUGGUCACUUCAAUAUGUAUAUUCACGUUGAAGACUACAAUAUUUGACUAUUUAUAAUAAAAGUGCACUGUUUUAAACUAAGGUGUUACAAAAUAUUUUAUCUGUAUAUUUCUAAUUUUUUAAAACUAUAUUAGGAUAUAGAGCAGCCGGAUCGAGAGAAAUUCACACAAACAGACAUUCCAAUGGCUGGUACGGAUUGCAAUUACUGUCUGGAAUUACAAGAGAGGAACCGAAUUCUUCGCAAUCAAGUCAUAGACUUAAAACAAAGACUAGCUAAAGAGAAGUCCAUUGUGAAAGAUUUACAAUCCAGUAAGUAGUGUUAUUUUGUGUAUACUGUGAAAAUUUAUACCAUAUUUUAUAUGACCGACCUCAGUUGUAAAAUUAUUUCAGAGCUGUUGAGCAAGUAUUUGCAAUACGAAUACACAUUUAAUAGGAAGUAUAUUAUCGCACUAUUUCUGUAAUAGCUAGUUGUUGAACUAUUACAAACAAGGACAGAGAUUAGUUAGCUUAUUAUCAAAUUGAAAACAUAAGCCUCAGUUGCCCAAUAUAAGCAUAUUUUUAUGGGUAUCAUAUGAUUUCAUGAUUUUAUAUAUAAUUUUAUCUUGUAUUUUUCAAUCAGACCUUCAAAUUCCUGUGGAAACUGUGCCAUCUAGUGACACCGAAGCAGCCAUAUCAUCCGAAGAUAUUAGCAGUAUGGCUAGUGAACAAAGUGAAGAAGGUGGUGUGUCAACUGAUCCAAACACUGAAUCAGAUGAUGCAAUUCAAUGGGAUGAUUUAACAGAGACAGAGGACUCAGAUGAAAGUGAUAAUGAUGAACAAAGGAGGUAAAAUUAGUCAAGUAUUUAAGAUGCCAACCACAUGUGGAUACUGUAAAUAUUUAGUAUCAUUAAUGAUUGGUUAAUCAACACAAGUGUAUUUAUAAAUUUCAGAGAAUAUACAAAGGAUAACAACCUGAGGACAGAACCAAAGUACAUCGUGUUUCUGUCGCAGCUGAUGCUCCUUUUUCAGUUUUGUCCAUCCUGCAAAAGUGCCAAUCCUCUAGUUGAGACUAGCCAACAUGGGACAAAGCUUAUUGUGUAUACUCACUGUGGUAAUCCCAACUGUAAGCAAAGUGAUUCUGUGUGGCGCAGUCAACCUAACAUGGAGGGUACCAAAAUUGCAGCAGGGAACUUUCUGUUAAGUUUUGCGACUUUAGUGGCUGGUGCAUCAAUCAGUAAAGUUCAACGUGUCCUUAGGCAUAUGGGAGUGGCAUGCAUUUCACUAAGCACUUUCUUCAGGCUUCAGAAGGUGAGUUGGUCCUACAAACAGGACUAGACCUUUUAACACAUUAAGUCGAAUUGCGCCCUCAUACAAAAAGAUCUGUUAUUCUGAACAUUGGUCUUAGUAGUGCAACAAGUGAACCUUAAUGAGAAUGAGUUUUUUCUGUGAGUGACAACUGAUGAUUACAUGACAACUAAUGGCCAAUGUUGCUUUUAGUGUGCCAUAUUGGCUAAUUAUUCUGUUAUAUCCGGGCUUAAAAGUUAAAAUCUGAAUUUUCAAUCAGUAUCCCAGUAUCCACUUGAAAUAUGGUAUCCACCCAGGAAAUCUAGUAUCCCACAUUUGGAUAUUAGAUAAUUCUAGUAUUGUGAGCAGAUGAAAUAGCAAAAACACAGCAAUUUGAUAAUAUAAUUACUGUAAAAUGUAAUAGGUCGAGAUUAGCGGAUAUUGGGAUACUGCAAAUUUAAGCCAAUUGAUUAUAUGUUCUCAUCAUUUGUCAAACAGAUCAGUUCCCUUGAAUGGUGAUUCAUACAACAUAUUGUUUUUCAUAAACUGUUUUAGAAUAAGCUGUUUCCAGCCAUUUCACUGCACUGGAAAAACUACCAAAGCCAGCUUGUCGACAAACUUAAAGAAAACAAAGAACCACUGGUUAUGGCAGGAGAUGGAAGGCACGAUAGCAUGGGGCAUAGUGCAAAGUAUUGUGCUUACACAAUAUUCUGCUGCACAUCUCCAUGUAUAUUACACUUCAAUUUAGUGCAGGUCCGAAAAUAAAUAUUUCUUGUUUCCAUUUGGGUUUUUUUCAUAACAUAAUUUCAAUGUUUUGUGUCUACAUUAGAGGAAUGAAGCAGGAAGUAGUCAGGCAAUGGAGUAUAUGGCAUUCCAGCAUUGUAUGGAAUACAUCAAUAAUUGUGGAAUAACAUAUGACACUCUUGUCACUGACCGCCAUACUUCCAUAGCGAAACAUAUGAGAGAAAAGCUUAAAGAAGUGAAGCACUACUUUGACCUUUGGCACUUGAGAAAAAGUAUGUUGCAAAAUAGGUUAAUUAUCUUUUUACUCGCCCCAUGUACAGUAAUCCAGAAUCUUUAAUAGCUUUGCAAACCAGAAUCCAAACAUCGGAGGAAUCAUUAUCCUCGGCCAAUUUCCUGGAAUCCAGAAUCCACACCAUUCUGGAAUCCAAAAUUCAAGUACUGGAAUCCAGAAUCCAAAGAUCGGAAUCCAGAUUAGAAUCCAAUGAGUGCAUGGAUUACCUUACAUGGGGUGAUUCUACGUACUGUACCUUCUCAGUAGUUAAUUGAUACUUGUGAUAAAUUUAAUGUCAUUUAUUAAUUAUAGAAAUUCGAAAAGUGCUAUCAAAAAUUGCAAAAGAAAAUGACUGUGAGGAGGUCCAAUCUUGGAUCCGCCCCUGUGAGAACCAUCUAUCCUGGAGUGCUACCUCAACUUCAUCUGGUGAUGGAAGAGUCAUAUUGGCUAAAUUUGUGUCCUUUCUUGGCCAUAUUGUUGACAAACAUGAAAACCUUGAUGACCCUAUUUUCGACAGGUGUGCACAUGGUGACAUUGAACACAGGGAAUGGCUUAAUGACAGUAAGUAAUUGUUCUGAUAAUAUUGAUAAUAUCUGGCUUUGUGUAAACUAUUUAAGUGCACAUUUUGGUUGCACCACAUUGCCUGUUUGCAUUCUGUCAUAAAAAAGGUAUUUGUUAAGAUACAGACUGCCACCACAGAGUGUUAACAUUAUAAAAACAAAAAUAUAAUUUGUGUAUAUUUUAGAAUCUGUUGUGUAUGAGAAAGUGUGCAAGGCAUUGAAAAACAAGAGGUUAAAGAAAGGAAUCCAGAAAGCAUCUCCCUUAUCCCAAACAAGCUGUGUUGAGGGGUUUCACUCAGUGUUGAACCAGUUUGCACCAAAGAUGAUUGCUUAUUCCUAUCCUGGCAUGUAUAUUAGGUAAUUGUGCAUAUAUAUCAUAUUCACACAUAGAAAGUUAUUGCAGUUAUGCAGGGGGGGGGGACUUUGCCCCAGGCUCCCAAGUGGUGAGAAAACCAAAUAAAUCUUUAGUUCACAUUUUAACCCAUUUAGCGCCAGCGCUCUCCCCUUGACAAGUAAAAUCGUCUGGUGUUAGACAGAGUAAAAUACUAAAGUAGGGUGCAUUGCAAUAAAUAUACACACUUGACUUUCUUAAUAAUAGGCACAUUAUUGCAGCAGUCCACUUCAACCAUAACCUGAACAGGAAAGUGGUGACAAAUCCAGAUGGUUCAGAGCAGCUUGUAGUGGUUUACCCCAAAUUCAAAAAUGGUGAAGCUACUGUCAGGGAUGUAAAAGUUGCUGCAAACUUUUGUAAGUAUGUGGUUCUGGAGGUCAUAUUUUUAAUUGAUGAAAGGAGCGCAUUUAUACUCAAAUUACAAAAGUUUUUUACAGCUGGGUAGAAUUUUUUAUGUACAGUAAUCCAGAUAAUUUUAUGAGCGAAUAGCAGUAAAUACUUUGAAAUCAACAGUUUAGAUAUAUAUAAUAAAUUACAUUCUCUGAUCAGGCUAUGUCGAAGAGAUGUAUCAAACCUUCCUGGAUGCUCAAAGGAAAGGUGACCUUGAUGAAGAGAAGGACAAAUUGAAGAAGAUGACUCCUGAGCCAAUGAACACAAUGCUGACCAAGCAACCACGAGAUGAGGCGAUAAAGAAAAGAAAGGAUAGGAGAGCUAUGGUUGUGGAAGAUGUCCCUCCUACAUCAACAGGUUUGAAAAAUAAAUAUACAGUAUAUUGCACACAUCUUGUUAUAUAUAAACAAACUUUUAUUAUUAUAACACAUAUGUAAAUCAUUUAAUGUUUUCUUCACUUAUUUAGUAUCUCAAGUUGAGGCAACCACAGAAGCACCAGGUCAACGGGCAAAACCUCAUUGCAGUUUGUGUCACCAUCCCAUGAAGGGCCACAAAAAUGUAGUUGAUUGCCCACGGAAUCAACAAAACCCAAACUAA